AUGAUGUGCGUGCACAUAUGGUGGUUCAGCCUGGUGAUUCUGGCUGGGUGGGCUCUCAGUGCUGCCCGUGCCGAGCCGGGCUGGGCUCGCAAGCCGUCCUUGGCACAGAGGGGACACCUGAAUCAGGUGCCGUUGGAAGGAGACCGCUGCUGGCUGGGGGCCAAGCUUCGAAGACCCAGAGCUGCUCCCCAGAAUCACCUCUUCGGGGUCUACCCCAGCAGGCCCGGGAGCCACCUGAGGCCCUUCCCCAUAGGGGAGCAGGGGCCCCAUCAUGCUGGGCGCACGAGACCAGACACUGAGGGCAAGGCUGCGAGCCUGGCUCCCCAACACCUGACUGACAAGGCAGGAGGAGCGAGCGGUGUGGUGGAGCAGCCCGCUGCCCCGUGGCCAGGGGACAGUCCUAUUGGGCAAUCUGAGCUGCUGGGAGAUGAUGACACUGAUCUUGGCAACCGAGGAUCCAAGGAGUCUCUAGGUGAGGCUGUGGCUCGGGAAAGCGCAUCCCCAGCUGCCACCGUUACCGCGGCCUCCGAACGCCCCUCGGAACGCAGACCAGGGGCCCAGAGGCAGGCCUGGGCCAGGUCGAGGCGUCAUCGCCCAGUGACCAAGAGGCAGGCGGAAGAUGCGCGGGGAGACCCCGACCGCUCUCUCCCGCACGUCCAGCCCCGGCCUGACCAUUCCCCGACGUCCAGGACCGGCGUUCAGAGUGGUGGCGGAGCCCGGGGCUGGGCGGCCGAGCCCGCCGGCCCCCCGGGAGGACUGCCUGUCCUGUACUUCUCCGGGCGGCAGGAGCGGCUGCUGCUGCGUCCAGACGUGCGGGCUGAGCUCCCCCGGGAGGCGUUCACAGUGGAAGCCUGGGUGAAGCCCGAGGGAGGACAGAACAACCCGGCCGUGAUCGCAGGUGUGUUUGAGAACUGCUCUCACAUCAUCAGUGAUAAGGGCUGGGCCCUGGGCAUCCGCUCAGGGAGAGACAAGGGAAGGCGAGACGCUCGCUUCUUCUUCUCCCUCCGCACGGACCGCGUGCAGAAAGCCACCAUUGUCACCGGCCACAGCCGCUACCAGCCAGACAAGUGGACCCACGUGGCAGCCACUUACGACGGACGGCGUAUGGCCCUGUACGUGGAUGGCACUCGGGUGGCCAGUAGCGCAGGGCAGACCGGCCCCCUGAACAGCCCUUUCAUGGCAUCCUGCCGCGCCCUGCUCCUGGGAGGGGAUAGCUCUGAGGACAGGCACCACUUUCGUGGCCACCUGGGCACACUGGUCCUCUGGUCAAGCGCCCUCCCACAGAGCCACCUUCAGCACAGUCCUCAGCACCCGAGUGGGGUGGAGGAGCCCACCACCCUGAUCCUGACAGCCAGUUUCGAUCUUCUGAAAGAACAGUGGGUCCCCUUCAGGGAUGGGGCGUACCCACGGCUUGAGGUGCUCCAGGGUGCUGAGCCAGAGCCCGAGAUUCUGUCACCAUUGCGGCCUCCACCCUGCGGGCAAACAGCCUGUGACAACGUGGAACUGAUCUCCCAGUAUAACCAGCACCGGCCCCUCCGGGGAGAGAAGGCGAUCCGCUACCAGGUGGUGAACAUCUGUGAUGACGAGGGUCUGAACCCCACCGUGAGUGAGGAGCAGAUCCUCCGGCAGCACAAGGAGCUGAACGAGGCCUUCAACCGCUACAACAUCAGCUGGCAGCUCAGCGUCCACCGGGUCCACAACUCCACCCUGCGCCACCGGGUCAUGCUCGUGAACUGUGAGCCGAGCAAGAUUGGCAAUGACCACUGCGACCCCGAGUGUGAGCACCCGCUCACGGGCUACGACGGGGGCGACUGCCGCCUGCAGGGCCGCUGCUACUCCUGGAACCGCAGGGAUGGGCUCUGCCACGUGGAGUGCAACAACAUGCUGAACGACUUUGACGACGGAGACUGCUGCGACCCCGAGGUGACGGAUGUGCGCAAGACCUGCUUCGACCCUGACUCACCCAGGAGGGCCUAUAUGAGUGUUAAGGAGCUAAAGGAGACCUUGCAGCUCAACAGUACUCACUUCCUCAAUGUCUACUUUGCCACUUCAGUGCGGGAAGACCUUGCAGGUGCUGCUACCUGGCCUUGGGACAAGGAAGCUGUCAGCUAUUUGGGUGGUGUGGUCCUCAACCCAUCCUAUUACGGCAUGCCUGGCCACACCAACAUCAUGAUCCAUGAGGUGGGUCAUGUCCUGGGACUCUACCACGUGUUCAAGGGGGUCAGCGAGAGGGAAUCUUGCGACGACCCCUGCAGGGAGAUGACGCCAUCCAUGGAAACAGGAGACUUGUGCGCCGACACGGCUCCCACUCCCAAGAGUAAGCUGUGCCGGGACCCAGAGCCCACCAAUGACACCUGUGGCUUCACUCACUUCCCAGGAGCUCCAUUCCGCAACUACAUGAGCUACACAGAUGACGACUGCACUGACAGCUUCACCCCUAACCAAGUGGCCCGAAUGCAUUGCUAUUUGGACCUUGUAUAUCAGCAGUGGAGUCAAAGCAGAAAGCCCACCCCUAUUCCCAUCCCGCCCAUGGUCAUUGGACAGACCCACAAGUCCCUCACUAUCCAUUGGCUGCCUCCUAUUAGUGGAGAUGUAUAUGACAGGACUCCAGGCAGCGUGUGUGGCUCCUGCAGCGAAGAUGGGACUUUCCGUCAGUAUGUGCACACGGCUUCCUCCCGGCGGGUGUGUGACUCCUCGGGUUACUGGACCCCGGAUGAGGCUGUGGGUCCUCCCGAUGUGGAUCAGCCCUGCGAGCCGAGCUUGCAAGCCUGGAGUCCCGAGCUGCACCUGUACCACAUGAACAUGACGGUGCCCUGUCCUGCAGAGGGCUGUAGCCUGGAGCUGCAUUUCCAACACCCGGUCCAUGCCGACACCCUGACCCUUUGGGUCACUUACCUGUCUAUGGGCUCCUCCCAGGCCCUCUUCGAUACAGAGAUAUUGCUGGAACAGCAGGCGUCUGUGCACCUGGGCCCCUUGGACACGUUUUGUGACACCCCGCUCACCAUCAAGCUGCAUGUGGAGGGGAAGGUCUCGGGCGUUAAGGUCUACACGUUUGACGAGCGGAUGGAGAUCGACGCAGCCCUCCUCACUUCUCGGCCCCAGAGUCCUCUCUGCUCCGGCUGCAGGCCUGUGAGGUACCAGGUUCUCCGCGAGCCCCCCUUCGCCAGUGGCUCGUCCAUGGUGGUGACGCAUCCUCGCAGGAAGUUCACAGACACGGAGGUCACACCAGGGCAGCUGUACCAGUACCAAGUUCAAGCUGAAGCAGGAGCAGAGCUGGGAGAAGCUUCCCCUCCCCUGAUCCACAUCCAUGGAGCUCCUUACUGUGGAAAUGGGAAGGUGGAGAAGAGCCUUGGAGAAGAGUGUGAUGAUGGAGACCUUCUAAGUGGAGACGGGUGCUCAAGGGCGUGUGAGCUGGAGCAAGGAUUCAACUGUGUGGGGGAGCCAAGCCUCUGCUACAUGUAUGAGGGAGACGGGAUAUGUGAGUCUUUUGAGAAAGAAACCAGCAUCUUCGACUGUGGCCUCUAUACUCCCAAGGGAUACUCGGAUCAGUGGGCUACCCAAGCUUACUCCCCACGCGAAGACAAGGAGAAGUGUCCCGUUUCCUUGGUAACUGGAGAACCUCAUUCCAUGAUUUGCACCUCAUACCAUCCAGAUUUACCCAAGCACCGUCCCCUUACUGGCUGGUUUCCCUGUGUCAGCAGUGGAAAUGGACCUCAAGAUGAAGGCGGUAAGAAAGCGGAAGGUAGCCUGGAGAAAGAGGACGAAGUUUGGCUCCAAGUGUGUUUCAGUAGACCAGGAGUGGCUACGGCAAUUUUCAUUUUCUUGGCGUCUGAUGGCCUGGCUCCUGGGGAGCGUCGGCAGCCAACCGUGACCGUCUACCUAACUGACAUCAGUGGAAGCAACCACUCUCUUGGAACCUAUGAACUGUCAUGCCAACAAAACCCAGUGGUUAUCAAUGUGACCCAUCACACAACUGCCCUGUUGCACCACACUGCUUCAGUACUGCUGAAUUUUUCCUCCCCACUGGUGGGCAUCUCAGCGGUGGCUCUGAGAACUCCCUCCCACAUCAGUUUUUCAGCUCCUCAAAGCUGCACCCCAGCGAACAGGGGACAAACUCAUCAGGGACAGAGCUGUGUCUACCGGCCCUGUGGGGAGCAGGGCAGCUGUGCGCCACUGCUGCUUGACCACGCGGACAGGGUGAACUGUAGCUCUCACGGCCCAGGUCACAUGAAGUGCGCCAUCAUGUGCCAAAGGGGGUUUGCCCUGCAGGCCAGCAGCGGGCAGUACCGCAGGCCCAUUCAGAAGGAGACCCUGCUCACAUGUUCCUCUGGGCACUGGGACAUGGAUGUGAGUUGCAUGCCUCUUGACUGUGGGAUUCCUGACCCAUCCUUGGUGAACCACGCCACCUUCUCCUGCCCAGAGGGAACCGACUUCCUGAAGCGCUGCUCUAUCUCUUGUGUUGCACCAGCCAAGCUUCAAGGAUUGAGCCCAUGGCUGACCUGUCUGGAAGAUGGGCUCUGGUCUCUCCCUGAAGUCUACUGCAAGCUGGAGUGUGACGCUCCUCCUGUGAUCCCGAACGCCAACCUGCUCCUGCCUCAGUGUCUCCACGGCCAGCACGACGUGGGCACCGUCUGCAGAUACGAAUGCAAACCAGGCUACUACGCGCUGCAAAGUGUGGAGACUAAAGCCAGGAGCAAGUUCCUGAAGAUACAGUGCCUGGAAGGUGGAGUCUGGGAGCAAGGAAGCUGCACCCCAGUGGUGUGCGAGCCGCCUUCUCCCGUCUUUGAAGGCAUGUAUGAGUGUACCAAUGGCUUCAAGCUGGACAGCCAGUGUGUGCUCAACUGCGACCAGGAAGCUGAGAGGCCACCUAUCCUCUGCACUACAGAGGGACUGUGGACCCAGGAGUUCAAGCUGUGUGAGAACCUGGGAGGAGAAUGCCCACCGCCUCCCUCCGAGCUGAAUCUCGUGGAGUACAAGUGUGAACAGGGAUACGGGAUUGGUGCAGAGUGCUCCCCCUUGUGUAUGAUCCCCCCUAGUGAUCCUGUGCUGCUGCCCGACAACAUCACCACCGACACGCUGGAGCACUGGAUGCAACCCGUCAGAGUCCAGAGCAUUGUGUGCACCGGCCGGCGUCGAUGGCACCCAGAUCCCGUGCUGAUCCACUGUAUCCAGUCCUGCGAGCCUUUUCAAGCAGAUGGUUGGUGUGAUACCAUCAACAACCGGGCCUACUGCCACUAUGAUGGGGGAGACUGCUGCUCUUCCACUCUCUCCUCCAAGAAGGUCAUUCCAUUUGCUGCUGACUGUGACCAGGAUGAGUGCACCUGCCGAGACCCCAAGGCAGAAGAAAAUCAGUAAUUGUGGGAUCGAGUCCCUCCUCUACUGCCCUGGAGGCAGUCAGAGAGAGAGGGUGCUGCAGGAGCAAACGGAGGUCAACGAAGAAGAAUGGCUGUGAAACAGAGGAAGGUGGCAGAGUAGUAAGGAUCUUACAAGAAACGCGAGAGAAUGCUUAUGGGUGCCAACGAGUGCAUCAAGUCGACCAAAUAGGAAGACUUCCAGGCAGAAGCCUUUUUAAAGUGGCAGUAGAUUUAAAAUGGAAGGAGGAAAUAUGGUAGAUAUACAAGGACCCUCCUCCCCCGUUUAUAUUCUACUCAAACCCAUUCUCAACUCUUGCUGUACUCCUCUCUCUGCACCCUGCCAACUAUUCAGCCCCACCCAACUUGUAAACCAACACUAAAAUGCUAGAAAAGAAGUUGCCAGGGACACUCUGUUAAUACCCCUUUCUGGAUUGUCAUCUUUCAGGGCUUGUUGAUUCUAAACUGGCUCUAUCCCUUUCUUUGGUGUAGUCUUUCUUAA
Molecule: messenger RNA, 5853 nt
Organism: Lepus europaeus (European hare)
Lineage: Eukaryota; Metazoa; Chordata; Mammalia; Lagomorpha; Leporidae
Gene: PAPPA2
Product: pappalysin 2
Exons: 22
Coding region: 1-5355 (1784 amino acids)
Molecular function (GO): metallopeptidase activity; protein binding
Source: RefSeq, a predicted model, not a curated record